GCCUUAGCAACAACGAGGGGACAAUGGUCCCAAGAAGGGCAAGUGGGCAUUAAUUUUUGCCCCCACAAUGAGAAAAAACUAGUUUCCUUCGGCGUAAAUACGUCCAAUUGUGUCUUGUUUGGUUACGUUCUUGACUCUAGCGUGGAGAGAGAGACCAAUGGAUAAUCUUCAAUGGAAGCUGUUUCCGCUGCUGACACUCGUCGUUUCCUCUCUCUUCUUGUUCUACUCUCGUGAAACGUCCAAGCUCUCUCAGAGUGUGUGUAGCCUUCUUCCUUACAACCACUACUGGAUAACCAGCAAACGGCUGGUCACACCACAAGGAGUUAUUUCUGGUGCAGUUGAAGUUAAGGCAGGCAAUAUCAUAUCCAUUGCUAAGGCAGAGGAUUGGAGUAAGAAUUCCAGGACUGUUCAAGUAAUUGAUUAUGGAGAGGCUGUUAUCAUGCCUGGCUUGAUUGAUGUACAUUCACAUCUUGAUGAUCCCGGAAGAGUUGAGUGGGAAGGAUUUCCUUCAGGGACUAAAGCGGCUGCUGCUGGCGGAGUAACUACAUUAAUUGACAUGCCCCUAAAUAGUUAUCCCUCAACAAUUUCUAAAGAAACUCUGAAACUCAAGAUUGAAGCUGCUGAGAAGAAUAUCUACAUUGAUGUUGGGUUUUGGGGAGGCCUAGUUCCAGAAAAUGCAUUCAAUGUAACCGCUCUAGAAGCUCUCCUUAAUGCUGGUGCUCUUGGACUGAAGUCUUUUAUGUGUCCGUCAGGGAUCAAUGACUUUCCUAUGACAAAUGCUAGUCAUAUUAAGGAAGGCCUAUCUGUAUUAGCAAGAUAUAAAAGACCUUUACUUGUACAUGCUGAGAUUCAACAAGACUCUAAAAGUCAUUUAGAAGUUGAAGAUGGCAAAAAUGAUGCUCGAUCUUAUUCGACCUAUUUAAAGUCAAGGCCGCCUUCAAUGGAAGAGACAGCUAUCAGAGAACUUAUAGCAAUAACAAAGGACACAAGGCCAGGUGGCCCUGCAGAGGGAGCUCAUCUUCAUAUUGUUCAUCUAGCUGAUGCUAGUUCUUCCUUAGAUCUUAUAAAGGAAGCAAAAAGCAACGGUGACAGCAUAACUGUUGAGACAUGCCCUCAUUACUUAGCUUUCUCAGCAGAAGAGAUUCCUGAUGGAGACACACGUUUUAAAUGUGCUCCACCCAUACGAGAUGCAUCAAACAGAGAAAAAUUAUGGGAGGCUCUAAUGGAAGGACAGAUUGAUAUGCUAAGUUCUGAUCAUUCACCAACCGAGCCAAAACUUAAACUGCUUGAUGAUGGUGACUUUUUGAGAGCUUGGGGCGGUAUAUCAUCUUUGCAGUUUGUUCUUCCUGUGACUUGGUCAUACGGGCAAAAAUAUGGAGUAACUUUAGAGCACUUAGCUUCAUGGUGGAGUGAGAGGCCUGCCAAGCUUGCUGGACAACAUUCAAAGGGAGCAAUUGCAAUUGGAAACCAUGCUGACAUUGUUGUGUGGGAACCUGAAGUGGAGUUUGACCUCAACGAUGACCAUCCUAUUUACAUUAAACAUCCGCAAAACUCUGCCUACCUCGGGAGAAGGCUCUCUGGAAAAGUAUUGGGCACAUUUGUCAGAGGAAACCUUGUCUACGAAGAAGGAAGACAUGCUCCCGCUGCCUGCGGUGCACCAAUCCUAGCCACAUCCACAUGAACUCGAAACUUUUCCAGGUUACUAAUCCGAACUUCCCGUAAAGGUUUCUCACCGAUCACGAUCAUCCUUUGCUGUAAAAUUAAUAAGAGGAAUGGAGGUUGAAUGAUGAUAUAAUGAAAUUGAAGAUGGAAACAACCCACGAAUCAACAUUGUGCAGUUCUUGAAAUCGUCAAUAGAGACGGCGGAUGAGCCGUCAGUGAUGUCUGAGACCUCUCCACAAAUGACUUGUAGCUCACAGUUGUAAUUUUAAAUGGGAGUUGAAUGCGUUUAACUUUAUAAAUUAAAAAUACAGAUCCUUCUAACAAAAAUAAGUAAAGGAUAUUAUUAUAUGUA
Messenger RNA from Mangifera indica (mango), 2014 nucleotides. RefSeq names its product allantoinase. The record is from RefSeq and is a predicted model, not a curated record. The transcript is spliced from 16 exons. Gene Ontology annotation, cellular component: cytoplasm. NCBI's taxonomy places the organism in Eukaryota, Viridiplantae, Streptophyta, Magnoliopsida, Sapindales, Anacardiaceae. The coding region runs from base 158 to 1681 and encodes 507 amino acids. Gene Ontology annotation, biological process: purine nucleobase catabolic process; allantoin catabolic process. Gene Ontology annotation, molecular function: allantoinase activity; cobalt ion binding; zinc ion binding.